CUACCCUUAUACUGACUAACGCCCUGUGACAACCGAAAGAACCUGCCUGUUACUAUCCUAUAUAGUUACACAAAUUCCUGUCACUUCCCUGACAAGUCUCGAUUUGCCCUGCCCUUUCCGUUCCAGCAUAUUUCUCAAAGAACCUUACCGUAGCAAUCGUCCGGUGGAUAUAACCAGCUCAUUGGAAUUGAACCACAUCAUCGCCCGCGUGACAGGAAACAUCAAGAGCAACUUCGGUAUGUCCGUCAAUCUGGAGCACUCCUCUGCCAUCCCGGGGGCUCCGUCCAAGUCAGAAAUCUCCUGGACGGAACCCAUGUCCUUCGUCCUCGAUGGCAACAUCUCCUCCGAUUUCCUCACGAUGCCAUUGUUCGACGGAAUGCACGAAUGGCCGAUGGGCGGCAGCACUCCAGGUGCAGCGGCCACCCCAGGGGUCUUCGAUGGCCUCCAACAACAGCCCCCGCAACAACCCAAGCCACCGCACGCCCAACCGCUACAGCACCACCCACAACCACCCUUCAUGAACCCUCUCAUCGAGCCGAACCUCUUCUCCCCCGAGCAGCCCAUGGGCCCGCGCAUGCACCAACACCACCAGCACCAACAACAGCCGCUAGCGCCGAAAGACGCGCUGCUAGACGGAAGCAUGGCGCCUACGUUCGCAACGCACAGCCCGUACCACGCGCCGAUGCACGAGAUCACAUCACGGGGCAGCAUCAGCGACCAGUCGCAGCGGAGCUACGGGAGCAUCAGCAGCGUGAGCAGCAACAGCAGCAGCGGGAGCGGGAGCGGGUUCAGCACGCGGCGGGCGAGCGAGCUGGACUUCUCGUCGGGGUCGCCGGACCGGGACCGGGACAUGGAGCAGCAGAAGCGCGAGCGGUUCCUGGAGCGCAAUCGUGUGGCGGCCAACAAGUGCCGGCGCAAGAAGAAGGAGCACACGCGGCAGCUGGAGAGCCGCUGCAUGGAUGUGACGCAGGCCAACUCGGCGCUGGAGAGCGAAGUCGGCCAGCUGCGCAGUCAGAUCCUCGAGCUCAAGAACGAGCUGCUCAAGCACUCCAACUGCGACGACCCGGCCAUCAAAGCCCACCUCGCCCGCAUGGUCGCCAGCCUCUCCAAACGCAGCGUCUCCGUGUCCGCGCCCAGCUCCGCCGGCGAUGAUGCGCCGCCCCCUCUCUCGCCGGCCACCCGGAGUGCGGCUGGUCGUCCGUCUACGCCGCUCAUCUCUCCUCCUCCACCACUGCCAUCGCAGCAACCCCUCCGCGCGGAGGGACAGGCGGCCGCGUUCGAGUUCGAUGAUAUGGUCCAUCUACCCAAUGCUGCUGCUUUGAAGGUGGAGGAGGAUGAGGAGUUCCUGAAGGAGAGUCCGAGUCCAUGA
Aspergillus homomorphus CBS 101889 is the source of this 1369-nucleotide messenger RNA. Its product is annotated as bZIP transcription factor. Lineage: Eukaryota; Fungi; Ascomycota; Eurotiomycetes; Eurotiales; Aspergillaceae. Gene Ontology annotation, molecular function: DNA-binding transcription factor activity, RNA polymerase II-specific; RNA polymerase II cis-regulatory region sequence-specific DNA binding. Bases 239 to 1369 code for a protein of 376 amino acids. The record is from RefSeq and is a predicted model, not a curated record. Gene Ontology annotation, biological process: regulation of transcription by RNA polymerase II. The transcript has a single exon.